AUGUCGGUCCCCGCCCCACCCGCCCAGCCGCAGCCCGCGGACGUCACCUUUGAGUCGCACCGAAGCGGCGCGCAGCGCGUGGUGAUGUGCCCUAUCGAAUUCGGCGCCUCCCCUGCAAUCCAGCCGCGGCAGCUUGAGAAGCACGCCGGGCUCGGGGUUAAGCUGCAACACUUGCGCCAGCGACACCUUUACACGGGGGAGGUGGUUCGCGCCGGCGGCACCUGCGACUGUGGGAACAGCAGCAACGUCUUCAUCCCGCACGGGGUCGGCACUUUGGCGUGUCUGUUGUACGCCAAGUCUGGCACCGGUGGCGGCCUGGCGGGGAAGUCGGCUGCCCCGGUUGGUUUACCGCACGCGCUGGUGGUUCGCGAGUAUGGCGAGGUGGAGGAGCUGCGGGAUGCCGUUCUGCUCACCUUUUCCACGUACACGGGCUCCUUCAGCCACGGCAGGCGGCAGGGGAAGGGGCGGCUCACCGUUCACCCCCACUACUACAUAGACUGCCACUGGGACGGUGACGCUCCGCUGUUAGACCGCACCCCGUGUGUGCUUUGCUGCCACCCCUCGGCCGGCGCCCCGCCAGCGCUGGCGAGGGAGCAGGCAAACCCAACACGCGUGGGUGCGACGGCAGGCACGGAUGCCGACGCACGCGGGACAACACAAUACAUUGGCAUGAUCUCCUUGAUUUCGUCGGAGUUGACGCCGCACCGAGGAUCGUUUGCAGGGCUGGCCUGGGCAGAGCAGGCGCGUUUUGUUCCAGACGGGGUAGGGGAGAUGCUGUACCCACAGGGUAGUCGCUACUGUGGAUUCUGGCAGUGUGGCCAACGCCACGGCUUCGGCGUGGAGUACGACCCACACGUAGGCACCGUUUACAUGGGCGGCUUUGUGGAUGAUCAUCGUGACGGCUCAGGCACGCUGCACUACUGCGCCACAGGAGUGAUGUUUUCCGGGAGCUGGAAAAGGGGGGAGCUCACGGACACCUCCAACGCCGUCCUGCCGACCUCCCCGUUUGUUCUGCAAGGGGCACUUUGGAAAAGCUACGAGCAAUGGUCCUUCGCCCACGGCACCCUGAUGCGCGCGCCUGUUUCCCUCAGCGGGAUUUGGGAGCCGCUCUUUCUCAGCUUUGAUGAGAAACUCGCCUCCCUCUCCUGGGAAGAAGAGGGGGCGGCGGUGCCUAACGAGGAAAGUGAUGACGCGGACGAAAGGUUCCUCUCGCUCCUCGCCAGCAUGAUGCAGAGUGCGGAGUUCAAGGCCCUCUUGGUGCCAUUCCAGCGGUGCUAUUAUUUUUUGUACAAGUCGUGUGUGGGGCGGCGACGGAGGGAACCGAACGGGCACGCUUCGUUGACGGCAACGGGGCACUCUCGCUUGCAGAGGCCGUGUUUUAGUCUCCCCGCAUCCGCGUCUGGAAGCGCGCCGGUGACCCGCAGUUCGUUGCUGACGACAGUCGACGAGGAGAGUCGCCCGCAGUCCAUCCCGCGCGAUGGGCCGCACAGCCACUGGCCGAGCCUGCGUCGCUCCCGGCGCCAGCGGCUGACACCGCUGCUCCUGCACCUGCGCGAGCUUGGCCACGAACGCCGUCAGGGGGCUGCGGCGGCGCCAGAGGGCGGCUGCUGGUCCUGCCCGUCGUGGUGCGCUGAGAUGGGCGUGGGCGGCGGCGAGGAGGGUGCGGAGGACGCGGUUAGCUGCUUUCAUACAGAGAGCUUGGCGGAGGGCCUCGCGACGCGCAUGUCGCCGACCAAGCUGUUUGAGCGUGCGAUGCACGACCUGGCCUCCUUCGUCUCUUCCGUGCGGCUGCGGCUACUCUCGUACGUGGCGGCGCAUCCGUCGGCGUGCGACGUGUCCGUGAGCAAACGCGUCCUUGCCGUCUGCUGGGACUCCGCCUACGCGCUGGUGGCCCCCGUCAUCCACGAGCUCGCGGCGGCGGCGGAGGCGGACGCUGUCGUGGCCGCGGCGUUGGCCGUGCAGCGAUGUGCCUCGCUCACCCGCCAGGAUUUUGUUCCGACGGCGCCUGCAAAUAACUUCUGCGGCAGUGACGCGGAGCGAGCGACGACGGAGCACCUUGCGGGUCUGUUUAGGUCGCCCACCCGCCACAGCCGGCGUGCCGUGGAGCAGACGACAAACGGGCAGCUGCUUUGCUUCGGUCCACGCGUUGGUGGCAGGGAGGAUGCCCCGGCCGUGCACUUUUCGCCGGCGGGUAUUUUUGCCGCCUUCGCGUCUGCGUGCACCCACGCCGUGGGUUUGUUUCCACGCAACGCCUUCCUGCAGGAGCGGUGGGUGAGCUACAGCGUUCUGGAGGCCUUCAACCACGCGGAGGGCGCCCAUCCGCGUGACGCACUCAGCCCACCCGCCCUACUGCGGAUACUGCAGUUCCUUGCCGCCGAAGUGAACCCACGCUACCCCUUUCCCGGCGCAGCGGGGGACACCCGCGGCGACGCAAGCGGCCCCGCCGGAGGCACGGCAGAGGUGGUGGACUCCUGGCUUAACUCCAUCACGGCCUCGUGUGCUGCACCGAAGGCGGCCACGGAAGUGCUCUCGCUGCUUGGCGAGGCGCGUGCUGGCGUGGCUCGCUUGCAGAGCGUCUAUCCCACGAUUCGGCUUAACUACUGGCCUUCCUUUGCAGUCGACUUCAUUGACGUGGAGAGUGGCAGGCAGAGUAUUGUGUACCCGCUGGAGGAGUUGGCAGUCCGCACGCGAUUUGUGCUUCUGGCCGCCGCGGAAUUGCUGCAGCGACGUCCUCCGCCACGCGGGGAGGAAAGAGCGCGUGAUUGGCGUAUAGGCAACGCUGCUGCUGGUGGUGGUGGUGCGGCUGCGGCGGGGGUUCAGGCCGAGGCCAGGACUGCAGCCGCGGGACCGAAGGCAGAUGGGUUCACGCAGUGGCUUCUUCGUCUCCCCGUCACCGUGAUGCUGCAGGCGCUGCGGCAGCAGGCGGACGCCGACGUCAAGGAGGUGCCGACUGCGCAGGAAGACGCGUUGGCGCGCGCCGGCGAGCAGCGGCGAGGGCCGGUGCCGCCGCUGCGCGUCCCGCCCUCGGAGGUGCUGCCUUGGAUUGUGGAGUGCAUUGGGGGGAUGUUGGAGUCGCCGAACUUCCCGUCCGCGACGGCGAGUUCGCUGGCGCCAAGGCAGACCUCCGUGCAGGCGCAACCGCUGCAGCAGCCGCCCACGCCUGGGACGGGGGAGCGGCACGUGGAUCCUGCGGGCCCAGAAGGCGCCACCGCAGCGGAAGUCCUGCUGGGAGGCGCCACCGCAACUCAAGCGGUGGGCACUGACGCCGCUGCGCAAUCUCUCGAAUUCCAGUGGAAACACUUUAUUCCCAUCACUACGACUACCUCCAGCAGGAGUGGGACUCUGUCUUUGGGCGAUGCGGCGGACGGUCCGACUAGCGCGUCCGCGUCGGCCGCUGCAGCCGCGCCAGAGUUGCUUUCAGAAGGCGAAAAGCUGCAUGUCUCCCUGCUGCAAGGUCUUCUCUCGGAUGUUGGGGUUGGCAUGCAGCUGCGCAUGUGUCUCUGCUAUGACACGGAGGAUGACGUGGCUUCCGCGGCCCACGCCCAGCAGAAGCGCUCUCUAGCAGGCGCAGAAACGGCGAGGUGCUGCGUCGGUAAGGAGGCGGUUCUCUCGCUGCAGGUGCGUCUCUCCUUCCUGGGCUCACGGGUGUGGGAGGUGCUGGCGGACGCGUGGCUUGCGGCUUCGCCCAGGCCUCGUGCCAGCGCCACCGCAGUGCAGCAUACGCGGCGCAAGUGCAACCUCACUGACGCGCCGCAACUCGUCCAGUGA
Molecule: messenger RNA, 3768 nt
Organism: Trypanosoma conorhini
Lineage: Eukaryota; Euglenozoa; Kinetoplastea; Trypanosomatida; Trypanosomatidae
Exons: 1
Coding region: 1-3768 (1255 amino acids)
Source: RefSeq, a predicted model, not a curated record